Molecule: messenger RNA, 438 nt
Organism: Sipha flava (yellow sugarcane aphid)
Lineage: Eukaryota; Metazoa; Arthropoda; Insecta; Hemiptera; Aphididae
Exons: 5
Coding region: 7-438 (143 amino acids)
Source: RefSeq, a predicted model, not a curated record
UUCAAGAUGGAUUGUCAAAAGAACAAGUAUAACAUCAGUGUUGUAAUAAAACCUAGAAUAGGACCAAUUCCUGAAAGUGUCCAUCGACUACCUGAUAUCGAAGGUUUAACGCAGGAUGAGAUGAAUAGAAAAUCAACUUCUGAUAGAAGAAAACGGCGCAUAGCUCACGUGCCAAAGUACCCACCGAUCAUAAAAAAGCCAGUUAUUCCGCUUUCCGAGGAACCAAAAAAAAAGAAUGCCACUAAAAAAUCAGUUAAACCAGCUGUACCGAAGGAGACAAAGAAAAAAGAAAUAAUACUAGCCAGUUCAGAACUGAAUAAAUAUAUGGCCCAACCUAUAAAAGUGAGAACAAUACCAACAGUCGAUGUCCCUUGGGCAUACCAGGGACCAUCGAACUCCAGAGAUAAUCCUCUAUUUUUGUAUGUUCACAAUCAUUAA